AUGCGCGAACGCCAUCUCUAUAAGGGGCGAUGUCUGGUACAGCGCAUGCGCAAGCACUCUGUCGGGCAGAUCGUGAAUCACACUGGGGAGAAGCCGUUCACCUGUUCUGUGUGUGGGAAGGGAUUCACUGAUACAACCAAACUCAUGUUACACCAGCGAACACACACUGAGGAGAGGCCGUUCAGCUGCACUCACUGUGGAAUGACUUUCCGGAGUGCCUCCACCCUGCUAAGACAUCAACAGCUUCACUCUGGGGAUAGGCCUUUCACCUGCUCAGUGUGUGGGAAGAGAUUCGCCCAGUCCUCAGGCCUUUGUACACACCAGCGAAUUCACAGCGAGGAGAAGCCAUUCGGUUGCACCUACUGUGGAAAGAGAUUCAGACAGUUAUCCGAGCUCGACGCACACCAGCGGGUUCACACUGGGGAGAGGCCGUUCACUUGCUCCAUGUGUGGAAAGGGAUUCACUCAGUCAUCCACCCUGCUGAGACACCAGCGAGUUCACACUGAGGAGAGACCGUUCGGCUGCACUUCAUGUGGGAAGAGUUUUAGACAAUCAUCUGACCUCAAAGCACACCAGAGAGUGCAUACUGGGGAGAGACCGUUCAGCUGCUCCGUGUGUGGGAAGAGAUUCACUCGGUCAUCCCAUCUGCUGACACAUCAGCGAGUUCAUAAGUGACUGCAGUGGUUUGAUUCUUUUGUAAUUGCUGCUGUCACUUAAGUCGGAGGUGCACCGUCUGACAACGUCCUUUACAUCAAGGAGCCUGAGUAAAACUGGAAGGAUCUGGUGGAUUUCAGUCCACCAGUGGAGUUAUACCUAAUACUAAAGAAGGUGGUUGUGGUUCUCAGAGGUCAAUCAUCUCAUUCCCAUGACAUCACUGCAGAGGCUCCUCAGGGUAGUCUUAUGCCCAAACAUCUUCAGUACUUCAUCAUAAAGGUCAGGUUGUUCACUGAAGAUUGCACAAUAUUCAGCACUAUUUACAAAUUCCCAUAUACUGAAGCAGUCCAGGUCCUUAAGAAGCAAGACUUGGACAGUAUCUAGGCUUGGGUCAAUAAGUGGCAGGCAAUGACCAUCUCCAAUGAUACAGAAUCCAACCAUCUCCUCUUGCCAUUCAAUUGCUUUACAAUCCCUGAAUCCCCCACUAUCAAAAUCCUGCUGGAUGCGUUUGACCAGAAACGGAAUUGGACAAGCCAUAUAAAUACUGUAGCUACAACAGCAGAUCAGCGGCGAGGAAUCCUGAAGCAAUUUACUCACUUCCUCACUCCCCAAACCCUGUCCACCAUCUACAAGGCACAAGUCAGGAGUGUGUUGGAAUGCUGUUCCCUUGACUGGGUUAGUGCCAUUCCAACAAUACCUGAGACUUAAGAAGUCUGAUACCAUAGGGAUGAAAUAACCUGCUUGAUUGGCAUCAUAUCCACCAUCGACGUAAAAGAACAUGGAUGUCACAUGUCGUGAGCAUGGCCACCUGCAAGUUCCACUCUGAGCCUAACACCAUCUUAACUGUGAAACAUAUCGUCAUUCACUGUCACUGGGUCAAAAUCCUGGAACUCCCUCCCUAACAGGAUUGCACCUGUUGCUACACCUAAAGGACUGCAGCAGUUGACAAAGUCAGCGUAUCACGACAUUCUCCAGGGCAAUUCGGGAUGGACAUAAAUGCCAGGCCUAGUGAAUGGCUCCCACAUACCAUGGACAAAUUUUCAGAAACUCUUAUUUCUGCUAAAGUUAACAAACUCAAGGCAGUUACAGAGUUUAAUAUUCU
Messenger RNA from Rhincodon typus (whale shark), 1756 nucleotides. Its product is annotated as gastrula zinc finger protein XlCGF49.1-like. The record is from RefSeq and is a predicted model, not a curated record. Gene Ontology annotation, biological process: negative regulation of transcription by RNA polymerase II; regulation of immune system process; regulation of cytokine production. NCBI's taxonomy places the organism in Eukaryota, Metazoa, Chordata, Chondrichthyes, Orectolobiformes, Rhincodontidae. Bases 1 to 675 code for a protein of 224 amino acids. The transcript is spliced from 2 exons.